UGAUUUAAAGGAUUAAACCUCUCAAAUAUUUUCAUUUAAAAGAAGAGAAAAAAAAAAAAAAAAGAAGAAGAAAACUAAAACCCUGUUCCUGGACAGCUGCCGAUGAAGAACAUUCAUCCAAUCCUAUGAUCAUAGACCUCCACAGCCUGUUCAGGUGAAUGAAAUGGAUUUGAAACAUAAAGGUAUAUCAUGGGUUGGAAACAUGUUCCAAAAGUUCGAAGCAGUUUGCCUGGAAGUGGAUAAUAUUAUAAACCAGGAUAAGGUUAAAUAUGUCGAAAACCAGGUUAGUUCAGCAAGUGCAAAUGUGAAGAGGUUAUACUCUGAAGUUGUUCAAGGUGUACUUCCACCUAUAGGGGAUCCCAUGAAAUAUGAAGCUAAAGCACUGGCUCAGAGGGGACAUGUUCCAGUUAAUGCAUAUUUCAGGUCACCGCCACACAACGAAGGAAAAGCUGCAAGUAAUGUUGUUAAUAAAUCAUCUGUGGGGCAUGGUACUAGUUCUACUGAUCAAAUAGAUAACCGAAGCCAAGCAUCUUGUCAAGUUCCCUUUGUAAAUGAAGAAGUUGCUCAAGUUCCCAAUCACUCGGCUCUUGAGUUGAAUGCUGAUUUAACUUUGAAAAAGAAUGACGGUGUCGUUUUAGAUAAAGGCUUGCAUGAGAGCAUGAAAGAAAAUACCGUUAGUGAACUACUUUCAAAGACUAAUGAUGGCUCAUUUACAGAUAAGCUUACCCUCAUGGAGUCCAAUGCUAGUGAUCCUUUGAAUCACUCACUAAGCAAUGUAAAUACAGACAUUAAUGAUAUUAAGAAAAGAGCUUCUUCAGUUUGUGAUGGCUUUGAUAUGCAAUUGGAAGACAAUGUACUUUCAGUAGGGAGCGGUGAUGGGGUCUUGACGAAUAAAGAUGAAAGUAAGAGUUUUAAAAAAAAUACUUUUAGUGAGUUACUUUCAGAGAAAAAUGAUGGCUCAUUGACAGACAAGCUUUCCCUCAUGGAGCCAGAUGCUAGUGAUCCUUUGAGUCACUCACUGAGCAAUGUAAGUACUGGAAUUAAUGAUGUUAAUAGAAGAGCUUCUAUGGUUUGUGAUAGCUUUGAUCUGCAAUUGGAGGACGAUGUACUUUUAACAGGGAACAAUGCUGGGGUUUUGACAGAUAAAGAUGAAAGUAAGAGUUCUGAAGAAAAUAUGUAUGAACUACUGUCAGAGAAAAAUGAUGACUCAUUGAGAGAUAAGCUUACCCUCAUGGAGUCAACUGCUAGCGAUCCUUUGAGUCAUUCAUUGAGCAUUCUAAGUACUGAAAUUAAUGAUUCUAAUAAGAAAGCUUCUUUGGUUUGUGAUGACUUCGAUAUGCAAUUGGAGGAUGAUGUACUUUUAGUAGGGAACAAUGGUGGGGUUUUGACAGAUAAAGAUGAAAGCAAGAGUUCUGAAGAGGAUAGCACCAUGAAGCUCAAUGCUAGUGAUCCUUUGAAGCAUAUGGCUAAUUGUACAUCUUGUGAAGUUAAAGUUACAAAUGAUGAAGCAAUUCUUAUUCUGGAUAAUUCUCAUUUACCAAUGGAAUCUUCCAGUCUCUCAUGGAAGAAUGACAGCAACUUAUCAAAUGAAAGCUCAGAUGAGUUUCUAAAGAAAUCUGUCACCAUGGAAUCUAACACUGCCGAUCAUUUGAAUGAAAACCAUCCUAAUCAUGUAUGGAGUGGGACAAACUUUGUGGGUAAAGAAGCUGAUGAUUCUAAUUUUCUUUUGAAAUCUGUGGUGCUUUCGGGCGAGAUGGAUCAUGUCGUGAUGGAUAAAGACUUCGAUAGGAGUUCUUUGAAGGGUGCUAUCUUUGAGGAUGAUCCUAGAAGUCAUUUGUUGAAUCUACCCAGGCAUGCAAAUGGAAUUAGCUUCACCAACGAAGAAGAUAUUAUGGUUUCUGAUAGAAAUCAUCUGCAGUUGGGGACGGAGAUACUUGCUAGAAAGAAUGAUGAUGCCUUGACCAUUAAACACUCCAAUGAAAGUUUAAAAAAUGAUACCAUCUUGGAGUUGGAGCAUGAUGCAAAUUAUCCUUUAAAGAACCAGCCAAGAUGCAGAUCAAGCAGCACAAAAUAUAAAAAGGAAGAAGUUUCUUUGGUUUCAAAUGAUUCUUUUCUAAAGUUAAAGAGUGGGGUCAUGUUGGGGAAGAAUGGUAAAGCUUUAAUAGAUAAAGCAUCAGAUGUAAGUUGUAAAGAACAGGCCAAUUUAGAAUUAUCAACUGAGUUAGCUUUGCAUUGUGGUGAAGAGUCAAUCAAGGAAACUUUAUGCAGUUAUGGUAAUGAAUUUGAAGGGGACAUUGUGACCUUAAAUGGAGGUCUACAGGAAACUUUGAUUCAUUGUGCAGAUGUUGAAUCGAUCCAUAAAGAGCAAACUUCCAACUUCUCGGUAAACAAUUUACUUGGUUUUUCACAAACGAUGGAGACAACUUCGAAGUACUUGGAAAAUGGAAUUAGUUGUUCUUCUAAUGCUGUAGAUGCUACUUCUUCUGAACUGGCUUCAAUAGUUUUAACUAGUGGGGAAAUUGUGGAAGAGAACAAUUUACUUGGUUUUUCACAAACGAUGGAGACAACUUUUAAGUACUUGGAAAAUGGAAUUGGUUGUUCUUCUAAUGCUGUAGAUGCUAUUUCUGCUGAACAGGCUGCAAUAGUUUUAACUAGUGGGGAAACUGUGGAAGAGAACAAUUUACUUGGUUUUUCACAAACGAUGGAGACAACUUUUAAGUACUUGGAAAAUGGAAUUGGUUGUUCUUCUGAUGCUGUAGAUGCUACUUCUUCUAAACAGGCUUCAAUAGUUUUAACUAAUGGGGAAACUGUGGAAGAGACACAGCCAGUCUCCUCUUUGAAACCCCUAGCAAAGGGUUCUUUUUCUGCUUUUAGACGUUCAUUCAGCAACCUUUCUAGUGGCACUGCUGUCCAUGAAAAACCUGUUGAACACAAUGCACACACUGAAUGUAGAUCUCGUUCAUCGUUUGAAGUAUUCAAUAGUCCAUCUUAUGGAAACAACGCUUCAAAUAUGAAACUUGUCUCCUCCAAAAGCUCCUUAUCAUCAAUGGAAUCAUUAGCUGAGACUCAUGCUUCAAGAGCCAAUGAUACGACAUUUCUUCCUAAAUUUUAUACUAGAAGGCAGGGUGAUAUUUCCAAAUCUACUAGUUCUGGGAAUCCAAGUUUCUCUACUGUAGGUUGUCCACAUGAUUCCAGCGACUAUAUUUUGGAUGCGGAAAUGGAAACAGUGGAUUUGGGACAUAAAGUGACCCAUGAAAAUGAGUGUGACGUUCUUGACUAUAAAGCUCUCCAUGCUGUCUCUCGCAGAACCCAAAAGCUCCGUUCUUACAAGAAGAGAAUCCAGGAUGCUUUUACUUCCAAAAAGAGGUUGGCAAAGGAAUAUGAACAACUAGCAAUCUGGUAUGGAGAUACUGAUAUGGAAUUCAGCACAAACAGUUCACAGAAAUUGGAGAAGGAGAAUACAUCAACCAAUUAUCUAUCUGACUCUGAGUGGGAGCUCCUGUAAAUAAGACAACUAAUUUAGUUGGUCUCUGCAAUCAAUAUUGUUUUCAGGUGGAGGAGAAUCCUCUGUGCUGGAGAUCAAGAGAAAGCUAGUCUGUAAAUACCCUACUGUAGUCACCUUAUCUGUUGCAGGGCAUGACACCAGCAUAAGUAACCUUGGAAAUUCCGAAAUAAACGAGUUGUAAUAAAUUUUGCUGCACAUAAUGCACUCUUUCUGGGCUGUAAACCUAAAUGUUUUAAUUAAUUAAUUUAUUUAAAUAUACAUAUCUUUGGUAAAUAAAGCUGUCUUGGUUUUUUUCCCUGGUUGGGAAUGA
This is a messenger RNA of Cucumis melo (muskmelon), 3815 nucleotides long. RefSeq lists its product as uncharacterized. The coding region runs from base 164 to 3505 and encodes 1113 amino acids. The transcript is spliced from 6 exons. The record is from RefSeq and is a predicted model, not a curated record. NCBI's taxonomy places the organism in Eukaryota, Viridiplantae, Streptophyta, Magnoliopsida, Cucurbitales, Cucurbitaceae.